UUCUCUACCCCAACCACACCGUGACGUCACAGUGGAGCUCAGCCCGCCUCGCCUCGUCUCCGCCAUGUCCUCCACCAAUCAGCGCGCGCAGAGUUAUGGCGAAUGGAUCCAAUCAGGGCCGCAUCCGAGCGGCGGAGGGAUACGCGAAGCCAACGACGAUAUCAUUACCGAGCGCGGUAUGGAGAGGAAACGGUGGGAGUGCUCGGCCCUGCCGCAGGGGUGGAAGAAGGAGGAGGUGACCCGGAGGUCGGGCCUGUCCGCCGGCAAGAGCGAUGUCUAUUACUAUAGCCCGAGCGGCAAGAAAUUCCGCAGCAAGCCACAGCUGGCCCGUUAUCUUGGAAACUCUAUGGACCUCAGCACUUUUGACUUUCGCACUGGGAAGAUGCUGAUGAGCAAAAUCAACAAGAACCGCCAACGCAUGCGGUAUGAUGGGCUAAACCAAGCUAAGGGGAAACCCGAUCUAAACACAGCACUUCCUGUCAGACAAACUGCAUCCAUCUUUAAGCAGCCUGUAACCAAGGUGACCAACCAUCCCACUAACAAGGUUAAAAGUGACCCUCAAAAGGCAGUUGACCAACCACGUCAGCUCUUUUGGGAAAAGAAACUUAGCGGACUAAAUGCUUAUGACAUAGCCGAAGAAUUGGUGAAAACUAUGGAACUGCCAAAAGGAUUACAAGGUGUUGGGCCUGGAUGCACAGAUGAGACUCUACUCUCUGCAAUAGCCAGUGCAUUACACACAAGUACUAUGCCAAUUACUGGCCAGCUCUCUGCAGCUGUGGAGAAAAACCCUGGAGUUUGGCUCAACACCUCCCAGCCACUCUGCAAAGCCUUUAUGGUGACAGACGAGGACAUCAGAAAACAAGAAGAACUUGUGCAGCAAGUGAGGAAAAAACUGGAAGAAGCUCUUAUGGCGGACAUGCUUGCACAUGUAGAAGAAAUCUCCAAGGAUGGAGGUGCUCCAGUGGAUAAAGAUAUUGAAGAUGAGGAGGAUGAGGAAGAUAUAAAAGAAACUGAGACAGAGGAUGUAUAAGAUUGCUACUUUGUUACAGACCUUACUCCCAAAACACAAUGUUGAUACAAUACCAGGACCAGAGGUGACCACCUUCUCUUCAAUCCCGACCAAUUAAUUCUGGAUACAGGACAAUAAAAAUUAAUUGAGCCUUGAGUUGCUCGGCUUUUUGUUUUUUGUACAUUUGCUUUUCUCUUGAUAAAUUAGUUGGUUUACGACUUAAUUCGGAUUUCCCAAAAUCAAAUCUGAAUACUGUAUUGAACGUCGAAAGGUCAAAAGGAGCACAUUAUCAAAUGGCGCUCAAGGAAUAUGGAAGGAGCAACACAUACAGAAAACCAAAAAUGGAAGGAUUGGGAUGUGUUAACUGAAGUUAUUAUUAUAAAGGAGUUGCCUUGUUUUGGAAGGUUAUGUAUUGAAUAUCAUUUCAAGUGAUUUGUUCUUUUUGGAUGAAGCGGUCAUGAUUUGGAUCAUAUCUUAAAUGUAUUUAACUUAAUAUGAAAAAUGUUCCAUUACACAUAGAAGUGUAAUCUGAAAAUGCUCUGAUUGUGUUUAAUACAGGAGUGUACUAAAUUUGUAUUUAAAAUUAUGCUCCUGAACAACAAAUUGUUUUG
This is a messenger RNA of Pelobates fuscus (common spadefoot toad), 1620 nucleotides long. RefSeq names its product methyl-CpG binding domain protein 3 (gene MBD3). The record is from RefSeq and is a predicted model, not a curated record. Gene Ontology annotation, cellular component: nucleus. Gene Ontology annotation, molecular function: methyl-CpG binding. Gene Ontology annotation, biological process: negative regulation of transcription by RNA polymerase II; DNA methylation-dependent constitutive heterochromatin formation. Bases 65 to 1030 code for a protein of 321 amino acids. The transcript has 7 exons. Lineage: Eukaryota; Metazoa; Chordata; Amphibia; Anura; Pelobatidae.